UAAUUGGAAGCAAUCGAUUGUUUUAAAUUGUGAUUACCAUCGCUACGACAUUUGAUUGCUAUUGCAAAUUUUAUUUUAGUGGUAAAAUUUAAUGCUGAAGUAACGUAUUGGAGUGGGAAAUAUUAUAAAGAAUUGCAGCUACGUAGACAACAAACUCAGCUUUUUAAUAUGUCGAAUCUGGAUAUAUACGACGACACGGAGAACCUUAUAAGCAGUGAUGAAUAUAGCGAAGAGGAUGAUGAUGAACUUAUGAAUGUCGCCAUAAGUUCGCAGCAAAAAACCAAGCGAGAAAGUUCUAAUCGGAUAUAUGAUAUGCCACCUUCCAUUCGAUCCUUAAGAAAAGAGCAGAGACUGCCGUUUAAAAGAAAACUGUGUAGCAAAUACAAAGCUAGAGCCUUGAAAUGGCUUAGUGGAAAAGCAAAACGGGAAAAGUGUAAGGAGUAUUUACUAUGUUUAAAAAGGAAAAACAUACCCAUCAUUGAAUCUCAUACGCGUGAAAGAGAAUAUAACUCGACUAAUAAUAAUAAGGAAGUUAAAUUGACAAAUAACUUAUCAGAAACUAUAGAUUUAGAUGAGUCGGAUGCAGAAGAUAUUUCUCCACACAAAAAUAAAGAGGAAAGAAAUAAAGAGCUCGGAGAUGAAAUCGGAGAAAUACCAAAAAAAGAUGUAGUUACAAAAUCGCAGUUUUUUGAAAAACCGGAAAAGGAGUUUGUAGAAAAACAAAACGAUUCAGAUGAAGUACAAACUCCUCUAAUGGAAAAUCCAACAAUACAGGAAUUGCCAGCGCAUACGCAGCAACAUACUACCAAAAAAAGAUCACGCUCUCCUUCGCCAAUAACAAAAAGCAAUUGUAAUGAAAAUAAAAAACAUCAACCAGAGCGGCCAACAUCCACACAAUUGUAUAGACAAAUCAAUGAGCUAUUUCCCAAAUACGAUGGGGUACUUGGAAACCAUGUGAAACACAAUGGUACUACAUUGGAUGCCAUCGAUGAAAAUAUGACACGUUUAAUGUUAGACAUACAAACUUUGAAUGAAAUACUUGAAGCAAAAGAGACAGAGUGGAAUCGGUUACAGAAUUUGAAAAAGGUUAAAGAAGAAAUUCUUACUCGAUUAGAACGAAAGAAGCAUAUACUGGGAAUAAAAGAGGGGAAAUAUGAAGAACACAAAUAUAAUUUACAAGCCUUGAAAGAGCUGGAGACGUAUUUCUCCAAGUCGCACCCGUCGACGUCAGUCAAUGUUGGUAUCUCAACUACACAUCAGCUCAUCGAAAAUCGUGCAAGCAUGAAAACAGAAGAGUUGCAAAGGGAGCGCAACAAUACAAAUCGCUUACAAAACAUUUUAAUUUCGAACAACAUUCUACAGCGUGCGGAAACAUCAAACUAUGAUAUUGAGAACACGAAAAAUUAUGUAUCGGCGAUACAUCAAACCGCUUUUAAUGAGGAUAGUGCGGAGCUUCAAAAGUAUCAGUAUUUAGAACAGAAAAUGAAAUCGAAAAUCGGACGACAGGGCCCUUUUGUUGACGUAAAGAGUAUGGUUGCUGACUUCCGCCAACAAAAUCCCGUUGUAUUUCCUCGAGUUGGUAAACGUAUUAAAACCAUCGAUGGUAAUUACAGCGUUAGAGCUUUAAGUACGCCGCCAAAUUGCAUUGACGCCAAUAACAUGUAUAUAGAGUCGUCAUAUAACUGCAAUGGGACCAAUUAUACACCAACGUUAGAAAAAUUGCUGAGUACAUCGUCGCGCAAUAACAGCUCUUUACACAGCAAACCGAAUGCUCCAGCAACCCAAGGUUUUAAAUUUAAUACAGAAAGCCAAAAAAGUUACUAUCGACUGCAGAGUGAUAGUGGUUGUAAUGAAAUUUCUAUAACGCCGGUGAAUUGCAUUAACCGCUACCAACAAAGAAUACAAAAUUCCAAAUCGGGACUACUAAGAACGGCACUAGAUGUGAAUUCGCAGCAUAACGCUUACUAUGAUGUGUCGGAUUAUGUAAAAUCAUCACACAAAGCUAUGCGCAAUAUGCACAACAGUGAUUUACAAUUGUGUCAAGAGUGUAAAAUGCAUGAGGCGCGCUUUGUUUGUGCUGGUUGUGGCAAUCAAUGGUAUUGUAGCAGAGAGUGUCAGGUUACUGCUUGGGAUAAACAUUCGGAUGUGUGCAGUGAGUGAAUCCGGCAACAAGGUUUCAUUCCAAAGUGACGUCGUAAACAUUUAUGUGUUUUUUUCAUAAUAAUAUAAAUAUGUAUGUCAUUAGCUUAUAGAAUUUCAGAUUAUUUCCUAAAGUUUUCAUGACUAAAUGGCAUCUUACACUAAAAAAAUUAAAUAAACACAAAACCAUAUAACAUUAAAAUAAA
Bactrocera dorsalis (oriental fruit fly) is the source of this 2345-nucleotide messenger RNA. RefSeq lists its product as hypothetical. NCBI's taxonomy places the organism in Eukaryota, Metazoa, Arthropoda, Insecta, Diptera, Tephritidae. The transcript is spliced from 8 exons. Bases 169 to 2160 code for a protein of 663 amino acids. The record is from RefSeq and is a predicted model, not a curated record.